Aphanomyces invadans is the source of this 1518-nucleotide messenger RNA. RefSeq lists its product as hypothetical. The transcript has a single exon. Bases 43 to 1347 code for a protein of 434 amino acids. Lineage: Eukaryota; Oomycota; Saprolegniomycetes; Saprolegniales; Verrucalvaceae. The record is from RefSeq and is a predicted model, not a curated record.
AUUCUCCGUGCCGCCGCCUCGUGUUCGUCCGACUCGACCAGCAUGGGAAUGGCUCGCAACAAUACGACGAAGGACGACACUCAAGUUGCGAAGAAGAAGGAUGGUGCGAAGAAUAGCAAGCAGAAUGCCAAGCACGAGGCCGUCGUCGACUUUGCCUCGAUUGACCACCCGUACGUCGUUGUGUUGAACAAGAAACUCCGAUCGUUCAAGAAGAAGCAGGAAAAGAUCAAAGCGCUUGAAGAUUCAUUGCGAGGACAAACGAAGCAAUUGAACGAGCAGCAAUUGGAGGUCUUGUCCAAUAAGGGAUUUGUCGACAAGAUGGUCGUGGAACUGGAAACGUUGCGCCAGCAAUUUGUCGACACUGUCCUCGCGAACACGCCAUCAACUGAGGCGAAGACCGUCGAAGAGACGAAGGAAAUUUUGCCGUCAGAAGACGGAGACGUGUCUUCGUUGAACCACUUGAAUGAAGAUGUGUCCGACGGCGGCAAAGAUCCUGUGGACGAUUUGGAGGACGAAGACAAGGCUGCCUCCGUGAACUCUGUUACGUUUGCCUCAAAUGCUGCCUCGAAUUCGAUUGACCUCGACGAGGAAAAGCUGGAAUUUGUCCAUUCUAUCCUGAAACUGCUGCAUGCCGUUAGCUUGCACCAAGCACUCGGUCAUGAUGUUCCCAUGGCGCUUGACUACUUUGUCAAGGUUCUCGUGGGUGUCACUCGUCCCCCAGCGGAAGUGUCAUUCCCCGAAAACUUGGCCGAAUCCCUUGAAGAAGCUAAGCGAUACGUCUUGAAAAGUGACAAGAUUUUGGCAUGCGAUAUGUCGUACCGACAACUGUCAGAAGCGGUAGACCACUUGGUUGCGCCCCGACCUCCUGUUCAGAAAGAGGUUCUUGAGGUCGUUCCUCAAAUCAACUUCUUCACGGAGUCCGAGCUCGACAAGGACACCACUUUGGCCAGAACGUCGGUUGAUGCGACACAUCGACGUGGCGACGACGAAUCGUUUGUGGUGGUGGACGUCGUCGACAAACCCGCACCGGUGCCUCAUUCAAGCAAGCCACGACCAUACUCUGGCAACCGCCGCAACAAAAACUCUCCUCGUGAAGGUCCCGGCGACCACGACAAAGAACGAAAGCCACGCAAGGUAUACCAACCACGAAACAAAGGACCUAUCGGCGAGCAACCGAAUGAGCAGAACAGUGGGAACUCACGCAACGCCGCGCCUCCACGUGCCAACCCUAAAGCGGCUGGCAACGACGGCGAAAAGCAACAGCGACCUACGACUUCGCGUCGGUCGAACAAGCAAGGCGGGGACCGACCGCGACCCAAGAAAGUCGAGCAGGAUGUGUCGCCCUGAGUGGACUAGCAUGAUUAGGCCUAGCGAGCGGGCGGCAGUAAAUAGACCAUGUCGUUGCGCUCGAUGUUUAGUUGCUGGGGAUAAUAAUGGCAACUUGUGGAGUGCUUCUCAAGAAUAUUAUUUUCCAGAGUAUUCGACCCACAAAGAAAUAUGAUGAACUGCAUAACUGCA